Micromonas commoda is the source of this 1503-nucleotide messenger RNA. RefSeq lists its product with no specific name. Lineage: Eukaryota; Viridiplantae; Chlorophyta; Mamiellophyceae; Mamiellales; Mamiellaceae. Gene Ontology annotation, cellular component: nuclear body; RecQ family helicase-topoisomerase III complex. Bases 1 to 1503 code for a protein of 500 amino acids. Gene Ontology annotation, biological process: resolution of meiotic recombination intermediates; double-strand break repair via homologous recombination. The record is from RefSeq and is a predicted model, not a curated record. The transcript has a single exon.
AUGGGUGCAGAGGAGGCGGUCCGGGCCCUUCUCGACACGGAGGGCUGGUCACUGAGGGAUGGCGCGAUAUUGGCCGCGAGCCAGCGCGCGCGAGGGGAUCCAGCAGCUGCCCGAGCGACGGUGCUCGAUGCUGACCUGCGCGCGGUGGGGAAGCCGAGCCUACCCCGAUGGGCGUACGGGGGUGCUCGCGAAGCGGGCGCGGGGGUGACCGGACCGAUGGUCCUGCAGGUGAUGGACGCGCGGGAUAUAUCCUCACCGAAGCGCGCGUCCGGAUCGAGCGGUCGGCGCAUGCUCCGCCUGGACCUCACCGACGGGGACGCCACGGUCGUCGCCGUGGAGUACAGGGAGCUGACCUCCGUCGAGGACGCCUCCGCGCUCGCGCCCGGGACCAAGGUGGCCGUCCCGCCCGGGGUGCGUAUCCGGUGCCAGUCGGGGAUCCUCCUCGCCCACGGCGACGCGCUGCGGGUGCUGGGCGGGAAGGUGGCCGCCCUGGCGGAGGAGUGGGAGGGCGUUCGAGCCGUCGCGGAGACGGGAGACGCCGAACAGACGGGAACAGACGCUCCGAGGUUCGAGACGUACGACCGGGAGAAGGCGGAGGCGACCGUGGCGGCGGCGGUCGCGGGACGCGCGGCGGCGAACAAAGCCGCGGCGGAGGCCAUCGCGGAGAAGAGAACCGCCUCGACUUCAACUUCAACUUCAACCGCGAGCCCUGCGCCGGAAACGGAGCGGGGGGAGGAGCCCGCGCCGUUCGUGCCGCGACGGCGUCCCGCGCUGCCACCGACCCGCGCGCAGCGAGCCGCCGCUCAGGCCGCGGGCGUGAAGCUCCCGCCUCCCGGCGCUCCGAUGCCCUCCACCCCAGAGGAGACGGCGACCGGACGGACCGUGGAGCCCGAGGGCGCGCCGGCGACGUCGCCCGGGCGGAGUCACAUCGCACAAGAAGUCAAAGAAUCCAUACCCAAAGAAGUCAAAGAAGCCAUACCCAGUCCCCCGCCCGGGUUUCGGGCCCGCGCGGCGCCCGAAGAGGAGGCGACGGCGCCGGUCGAUCCGCCGCCCGCUCCCGCUCCGGCGUUUGCGCCGACCGUCACCGAGGAGGACAGGCGAAGUCGCCUCCUGAGCCGGUUCGCCUCGGACAGCAGGGAAGGACGCGGAUCUCGGGACAGAGGCCGCGAGGACCGCGGCAGGGGCGAUCGAGAUCACGGCAGGGGCGAUCGAGACCGUGGGCGCGGCGGACGAGGCGGGCGGAGGGAAGGUGAGAGGCGGGGGGGAGGUGGAAGGCGCGGCGGCGACGAAGAACGCGACGACGGGUUCAGGACCUUGGACCGGACCGCUUCGGGAAGUCGCACGGAGGACGACGAGGCUCUCGCGCGGCAGCUUCAGAGAGAUCUCGAGCUCGAGGACUCGGGUUACGUCGCGACGGACGCCGCCGCGCUCGCCGCCAGCCUGUUUUCGUUCCCGGCGAGGGAGCAGGAACGAGAAGACUCAGGGAGAAGGGGACGGCGUUGA